Molecule: messenger RNA, 810 nt
Organism: Microthlaspi erraticum
Lineage: Eukaryota; Viridiplantae; Streptophyta; Magnoliopsida; Brassicales; Brassicaceae
Source: the annotation of a GenBank genome assembly
AUGCAACGAUUGAGAAGUCUCCUGUCGCUGAGAAGCUCUUCGAUUCUAGAAUAUUCAUCAUUUUCUGCUACGAAAACCGGUUUCGCUCCAUUUCAUUCGACGAGCGUCUUAUCUGAGAAAUCGAGGAAAAAAUUUGGUUCCGGUAGUACUACAACUUCUGAAGGCCAACGAUCUUCCUCAAAGAACUCCUCCGUAAAAUUUACAUGCACCGUCAAGGAGAAGGGACGACGCACCGGUGCUAAAAAGACUCUCAACAAUCUUCUCUUCCACAGAGGAAUCAAUGAUCCGCUUCAGGAGUGGAACUUUGGUCCAAAUCCGCUUAUCCGGGAUAGACAUAUGAAGAAGAAAUCUCCACCUGGCAAGGGAAAGAAGCCUAAGGAUAAGAAAACAAAACGAUGGCACAGAGAGGGAAAUACUGACGAUGAUGCUACUAAUCCAUUUGAGAACAAAUGGAGAGAACACCCCUGGACAAGUCAAUCUCAGAAGGCCUCGUAUUCUAGGGACUCUGCGUCUGGAUUUGAAUGGAGAGAAGGAUGGAGCUGGACAACUCAGUCUCAAAGAAGCAAAAGCAAUAGCUGGAACGAUGAGUCUUGUGAUGAACCGUUUGUCGUUGGUUCUCAGUCUGAGAGGAGUGUUCUUGGUCUGCCUCUAGGUGGUCCUCUCAAAUUAGAAGAUGUUAAGAACGCGUUUCGAUCUUCAGCCUUGAAGUGGCAUCCCGAUAAGCACCAGGGGCCUUCUCAGGCUGCAGCGCAAGAGAAGUUUAAGCUCUGCGUUGAUGCAUACAAGUCUCUCUGUUCUGCACUAUCUUGA